This is a messenger RNA of Moneuplotes crassus, 1331 nucleotides long. The record is from the annotation of a GenBank genome assembly. NCBI's taxonomy places the organism in Eukaryota, Ciliophora, Spirotrichea, Euplotida, Euplotidae.
CUAAAUAAAUAUGUUCAAUCAGCAUAUAAUUCCUCCGAUUUCAAGUACGCCUAAAAUUGGGAGGAAUAGCAAUAUGAAUCAGACCGGACCUCAGAGGAGAACUCAGAGUACUUUUGGGAUGCGGACUGGAAAUCUAUCAACGGCUUCAAAUGAAUUCUUGGUAAUCAGUAAAGUGAAGCAAAAAGCAGAGGCGAAAAAGUUCCUUGAAACACUUAAAAACUCUAAAGAUAACAACCCCGGCAUCAAAGAAGUCCCACAUGAUACAUAUCUCAUGAAAAUACGGUAUGACCGUGAAGGAAAACCAAUCCAGCGAACCAUUGUUGGAACAAUGGACCAAUACGAAAAGCCUAAAAAGAAGAGGCAAGAGCGAGGAUUUUCUCUCAAAAGAAUUAGAGAUGAAUUCAUCGUGAAACCUCUGAUAAAGCCACAAGUUUUAAAUAAAAUGAAAUAUAUGAAUUCUAAAGUGACUUUUGAUCCUACUUUUGGACAGAAGAAGUCUCAAAGUUCUCUCAUAGAUGAGAGAUUUAAGACAAUUACAGUCCCUAAGGGAGGAGAUAAAUUCAAAACAGUCUAUGGGAAGAAAUUCACAAAUCAAGAUCUUGACAACUUCAUAAAUGAUUACAAAAAUAGAAAGCCUGAAGAAGAAGACCUUUCUGAACUAUAUUCAAGCGUUUUCCAUACUUCUCUGAGUUCCAUAGAAAGUUUGAAAAAUGCUCCCAAAGAGUUCCUCCACUGGAAGGACAAAGACAGCAGGUUCUUGAGGAAUUACGAAACACAGAGGAAAAAUUGGAAGUAAAAAGACUAUUUCCUUAGGUAAGAAAAUUAAAGCAAAGUCCCCAUGAGAAAGCCUCAUGAGAAAAUCAGAUACUUUUGCUGAAGAGCAACUUAUCAAAACUGGAGGUCUCGAAACUGAGAAGAAUUAUUAUAAAAGUAUGAAUAACUGGUAUGCAAGUCUACGGAAGAGCAAUAAGGAAGAAACCAGACAUAGUAAUUUCAUCCAAAAAGCUAAAGGUCGAGAUCCGAUAUAUGUUCAUGAGACCUGCCAUUUCAGGGACCUGAAUAUAAUCAAGAGGCCAAAGGAGUUAGAUCUCUUUGAAGAACAUGAAUCCCUGCCUCGGUGUUACAAACAUAUGAAUAUCAAUAAUCAAUCCAUAAAGACUUUAGAAAGAAUCAACUCAGUCGGAAAGCUAAUGGUGCAAGGAUUUAACAAAUUUGAUAGAGAAAUGGAGUAUGUUAAGAGGAUUCCUGAAGAAGAGCGGUUCAUUGUUGAUAACUUUGUUCAUGAGAAUACGGCUGAAGAGCAGUAAAGUUCUGGAAUAAUUGAAUAGUUU